Molecule: messenger RNA, 1938 nt
Organism: Melampsora larici-populina 98AG31
Lineage: Eukaryota; Fungi; Basidiomycota; Pucciniomycetes; Pucciniales; Melampsoraceae
Exons: 6
Coding region: 1-1938 (645 amino acids)
Source: RefSeq, a predicted model, not a curated record
AUGGACUCACCUAAGCCACCUACUCCAACUUCCAACAACGGCGAUGGAUCAAACCGUGAUGUUGAUCCAUCAUGGAAUACCGAGUUACCACCACCUCCACCUGGAGUUUUCAAGACACGCGAUGAACUCGAUGACCACGUUCACGAGCAUGCUCUCUUGCAUGGCUAUAAGAUCUCAUGUCUCGAUUCUUGCCCUACGUUCGUUGAUUUCAAGUGCUCUAAAGGAGCUACUCGACAUGCCAACUCUCAGGGAACCUAUUUAGUGAACAGCCUGAAGAAACUUGAUUCUUCCACACAAACUAGUCUUAUUCAAACCUUUCAAAAAGCAAUCAAUGACGCACAGCAUUCAUCAGUUAAUUCAUCUCCUAAAACCGACUUAGAAGAAGAAGACGAUUAUGAAAUUCAAAUGCAACUUACGCCUCAUUCAAAAUCGAGCAAAGGAAGUCAAAAACUGAAGCUUGAAGAGGACGAGGAGCCCACGCCACCGCGCAAACGUCUUUGUAAAGCUAGCGACUCUGGAACCCUUUCAAUUGAUCCCGAACUUUCCAUCAAGCCCGCCAAAGCUCAAAUCGAACAACACCACUCUGCAAUCAAUACAACAAAGGAGCACGUGAAUCAACCGACCAAAGAAAUUGAAUUCGAGAAUGUGAUUCCUAACGAACAACCUGCAGACAACGUGAUUACGGGACCUAUUGACAAUCAUGCUAACACACAACUGGUCACCAGUACUGGGUCCGACCGCUCAUCUUCAAACCUUUCAAGCCCGUUUCCAACUCCUUCAAUUCCUGAGCUUGAUGUUUCGUCUAUCAAGCCUGUUACCACUAUAAUCAAACAAGAACAUGCCAGCAUUUCAAGCCCUUUACCACCCACAUCGCUUUCGGGCCUUGUCUCAUCCUCCAAGAAUCCGCGACCGCCUAUUUCAACGCUAAACACAAACAAUCAACAAGUAGCCCAUGAACAAGAGCAAGACAAAAUGAAACCACCACUCACCAAUCAAAAUCGCGCAAAACCAAAGGGGCGGAACAAGAACACUCCGGUGCCUCCCACCCGAAAGUCAACUCGAAUUAACCGCCACCAGUCACCUGUUCAUGAAGAACCUGUUGUAGUCAAACCAGUACGGAAAAUUGUUCAAGGUACUUCAAAGGAAGCUGUUCAAGGUACUUCAAAGAAAGUUGUUCAAGGUGCCUCAAAGAAAGUCGUUCGAGGUGCCGGAAAAAAAGUCGUUCAAGGUACCUCAAAAAAGUCUCUUCCUUCCAACCCUCAUGAACCUGAACCCACUGAUGCUGAUGAGGCACAAAAUGUCAAAGAAAGCACACCUGAAGAAGACUCGUUGCUGGAGAUGGCAGUGGAGCUGGUAUCAAGAUACGACUGGUAUUUUGAACACCUUCCCGAACUGUGUCCUGGUUACAAUUUUGACAAGUUCAUGGAAAUCCUUCAAAACCCACUGGCCACUGCCACACGACAAAACUGGUAUCCAAUGCCCGGCGGUUCCGCCCUCAUAGCUAACACAUUUCACCAGCCGGUUAUGUAUUACACCCCUGCGGAAGCAUUGGCAUGCACCACAUACCCUUUUUUCACGGCUCCUCCACCUGAAAUCAACCCAAUUAUCAUCGCUUUUGUCUUCAAUGAUCACUAUGUGUCCCUAGAACUGAAUUUUAGCGAUGAUCUUCCAAUACCCAACCUAUGCUCCGAAUGGUCCCAAUUGCACGACAACGCCGCCGAUACAUGGACCGGAAUGUAUGAAGAAAACUUUUUGGUAUUCAAGAAUAUUGCUAAGGAGAUCAGGACAGAACGUAACAAGCGCCGGGAUGAAACUGAUGGGCCAUCUCAGUGUGUGACAAUUGACAUAUCCAGUCCACUCACCAGUCCAAGUCCUAGUAGCUCAAGUAGAUCAAGUAGCUCUAGUAGCUCUAGCAGUUCUGAUCCUGAUUUUUCAUAG